This is a messenger RNA of Serendipita indica DSM 11827, 588 nucleotides long. The record is from the annotation of a GenBank genome assembly. Lineage: Eukaryota; Fungi; Basidiomycota; Agaricomycetes; Sebacinales; Serendipitaceae.
AUGGCAAAGAUAGAGGACUAUGUAGACAGCGACUCGAGCGGUCGAGAGGAAGAACAGGGAGUCCCAGAGAUCACUGAAGAAGAGCAAUGGCGGAUUAUCCAGGAGACGGGCAUCCUGAACCAAGCCAUGCAAGCGCAGGAGGCACAAGACAAAGAUAAUGACGUGCCUCAACGAGACAUGGCGGACGAAAUCUUCGAGUCCAUCUUGUAUUUAAUCCCGUUUUCGUGUCUCUACAUUGGGAUGGAUAUCAUGAUCAAGCAACAGUACGCACAACACCCAUCCUUUAAAGAGGAGCUUGGACAGUUGGUUUCUGCGGUCCCUAUUCUUGCCUUAUUUAUCUUUUAUACUAACCGGUUCAAGCAUACCUUGAUAGUCCAAGCCGGACUGUUCUUCGCAUCCAUCUUGGCCAGUUCGCGGUUGAUUUGGAUUGUCAACAAAGAGUCGUUUGGCAUCGUAAUACAGCAGUGUCCCCCUCUUGGAGUCAUUUGGGUGUACGCCAUCGCACAGCUUUACCUGCCCUACGCAUGCGUGACGCUGGUGCUCGAGUAUUUCUUUGUCAAGUAUUAUAACCUAAAGAUCAUCUUCUAA